ACUAACCAGGAACACCAAAAGCCUUCCAUCUCCCACGCGUGCCUAGAUAUCACAAGCCGCGGAGCCAUGGGACAGGGAACCCCCGGUGGACUGCACAAGCAUGGCCUCCCCGGCGAUCGGAAGCACGACGGCGACAAGAAGGACAAGAAGUUCGAGCCGGCGGCGCCGCCGUCGCGUGUCGGACGCAAGCAGCGGAGGCAGAAGGGCCCUGAGGCCGCUGCGCGACUACCGACUGUGACGCCACUGACGAAGUGCAAGCUCCGACUCCUCAAGCUGGAUCGAAUCAAGGACUAUCUCCUGAUGGAGGAGGAGUUUGUUAGUAACCAGGAGCGCCUAAAGCCACACGAGGACAAGAAUGAAGAGGAUCGAUCAAAGGUCGACGACCUUCGCGGAUCUCCUAUGAGCGUUGGGAAUCUUGAAGAGCUUAUUGACGAGAACCAUGCCAUAGUCUCCUCUUCGGUUGGACCCGAGUACUACGUGAGCAUUCUGUCGUUCGUGGACAAGGAUCAGCUGGAGCCGGGGUGCGCGAUUCUUAUGCACAACAAGGUUCUAUCUGUUGUUGGGCUCCUCCAGGAUGAAGUUGAUCCUAUGGUUUCUGUGAUGAAAGUAGAAAAAGCUCCAUUGGAGUCUUAUGCUGAUAUUGGUGGCCUUGAUGCUCAAAUUCAAGAAAUUAAAGAAGCAGUUGAACUUCCUCUAACCCACCCUGAGCUAUAUGAAGACAUUGGCAUCAAGCCACCCAAGGGAGUCAUACUCUAUGGAGAACCCGGUACCGGGAAAACUUUACUUGCCAAAGCUGUGGCUAAUUCAACUUCUGCAACAUUCUUGCGUGUUGUUGGAAGUGAAUUAAUUCAGAAGUACUUGGGCGAUGGCCCAAAAUUAGUGAGGGAACUCUUUAGAGUAGCUGAUGAUCUUUCUCCAUCAAUAGUGUUUAUUGAUGAGAUAGAUGCAGUUGGAACUAAAAGAUAUGAUGCUCAUUCUGGAGGAGAACGAGAGAUACAACGUACAAUGUUGGAAUUGCUGAAUCAAUUAGAUGGCUUUGACUCAAGGGGUGAUGUUAAAGUAAUUCUUGCCACAAACAGAAUUGAAAGUCUGGAUCCAGCCUUGCUUCGGCCUGGACGCAUUGAUAGAAAGAUCGAGUUUCCUCUUCCUGAUAUCAAGACACGGCGGCGUAUAUUUCAGAUACAUACUUCCAGGAUGACACUAGCUGAUGAUGUAAAUUUGGAAGAAUUCGUGAUGACAAAGGAUGAAUUUUCUGGAGCUGAUAUAAAAGCCAUAUGCACGGAAGCUGGUUUGCUUGCUUUGCGGGAGCGGAGAAUGAAGGUAACUCAUGCAGACUUUAAGAAGGCAAAGGAGAAAGUGAUGUUUAAGAAGAAGGAGGGCGUGCCGGAGGGGCUCUAUAUGUGAUAAUACUGUGUUUUGCUUUGGAAUGACCUCCACACUAAUGAGCAGGAUUCCAGUAAUCAACAUGCUAGUUCAAAACAGGUUUUAGGCUAAAAUGGCAUGUGCUUUCCAGCAAAACGUUACUUACAUUAUACAUUGCCUUCUGUGCUAUUAUUUGAACAUCAAGUUUCAUAAUUUCUAUUUGUUCUGGUUAUACUUUUGGUUAAGAACAAAUACAAAUUGCCCAUGUAACACCAUAGAAUCAUUUC
Molecule: messenger RNA, 1649 nt
Organism: Phalaenopsis equestris
Lineage: Eukaryota; Viridiplantae; Streptophyta; Magnoliopsida; Asparagales; Orchidaceae
Product: 26S proteasome regulatory subunit 4 homolog A
Exons: 7
Coding region: 67-1404 (445 amino acids)
Biological process (GO): proteasome-mediated ubiquitin-dependent protein catabolic process
Cellular component (GO): proteasome regulatory particle, base subcomplex
Molecular function (GO): ATP binding; proteasome-activating activity; ATP hydrolysis activity
Source: RefSeq, a predicted model, not a curated record